Molecule: messenger RNA, 1540 nt
Organism: Dermacentor andersoni
Lineage: Eukaryota; Metazoa; Arthropoda; Arachnida; Ixodida; Ixodidae
Source: RefSeq, a predicted model, not a curated record
AUGACCAACACCCUGGGAUCUUUGGCCGAGUUCUGCCCAGGCUCUGGCAAUAUCGAAGUCUACCUGGAAAGGUUCGACCUGUAUGCAACCGCCAAUGGAAUAGACUCAAGUAAGAAGUUGCAAGUCUUCUUAACAAUCCUGGGUGAAAAGGCUUACGUGACUCUGCGUAGCCUGCUGCUGCCGAAGAAACCAACGGAAGUCAAGUACGAAGAAGCUACAGAAGCUCUCCGAAAGCACUAUGCUCCAAAACGGUCAGUGGUUACGGAACGGUAUCGCUUCUACCAGCGAAAGCAAGAGCCGGACGAAAGCCUAAAACAGUUCAUCGUCGAGCUGAAAAGACUGGCUGCAAAGUGCUCGUUUGGAAGCUUUUUGGAAGAAGCGCUCCGGGAUCGACUGAUUGCUGGACUCAGGACGGAUUCGAUUCGAUGCCGUCUCCUUGCCUUGUCAGACGACGAAGUCACCUGGGAGCGAGUAUGCGAAAUUGCCACCGCCUUGGAAACGGCCCAGAAAGACACCCGAGAAAUGCUACCGGAGGGGUCAACCGCCAGUCCUGCCGACGUUUACUGGUAUCGGGAGCCCACCACGCAAGUAAAGGUAAACGGCAAGAAGAGUCCGAUGGAACUAGACACGGGAGCAGCUGUGACCAUAAUGUCUGAAAGAGACUUUGAUGAAAAUUUUCCAAAUUACCCAUGUUCCAAAGACGACGUGCGUCUAGGAGUGUAUAAUGGCACUGCACUCAAAGUGAAAGGCGUAGCAAAGGUUAAUGUGUCUUAUCAGAACCGAAGCCACGAUCUGCCUCUGAUAGUCGCAAAGCAAGAAAAUGAAGCCCGCAUGCCGACGCUUUUAGGUCGAGAUUGGAUGACUACACUAAAAGUUGACCUGCAAAAUGCUGUUCAGCAGUUGCAAUGUGACGUGGAUAACAUACAGGAGGGCAGGCAGAUGGUAGCAGCGGAAGCUGAAAAGAAGUUGAAACAGUUGUACGGUGAUGUGUAUGAGCCAGGCUAUGGUUCUAUCAAAGGAUUCACUGGUAGUAUACGAAUGAAAACCGAUGUGCAUCCAACUUUUUGUAAGGCGAGACCAGUACCAUAUGCCUUUCGCGAACAAGUGGAGAAUGAAUUGCAUGACCUUGAGAAAGCUGGUGUGGUGUACAGAGUCAGGCACAGUGAUUGGGCUACACCGCUAGUUAUCGUGCCAAAGAAAACGGGAAAAGAAAUUAGGAUAUGUGGGGAUUACAGAGUCACGGUCAAUCGGGAUAUUGAACUUGACCACUAUCCACUGCCUCUGCCAGAAGACAUAUUCGCGUCACUGGUUGGAGGGACCAUGUUCACCUUACUAGAUUUGUCGAAGGCUUACCUGCAGCUUGAGCUGGAUGAGCAGGCACAGCAACUGCUCACGGUGAAUACGCACAUGGGACUUUUCAGGUUCCGGCGAUUGCCGUACGGAGUGGCAAGCGCACCCGCAAUGUUUCAGGCCGUGAUGGACCAGGUUUUACAAAACAUACCUGGGACAGCCUGUUACCUGGACGAUGUGUUAAUAGCAG